This is a messenger RNA of Chrysoperla carnea, 1344 nucleotides long. It is a transcript of the gene nvd, whose product is annotated as cholesterol 7-desaturase nvd. The transcript is spliced from 6 exons. The annotation marks the transcript as partial. Gene Ontology annotation, cellular component: chloroplast. Gene Ontology annotation, biological process: cholesterol metabolic process; chlorophyll biosynthetic process. Gene Ontology annotation, molecular function: 2 iron, 2 sulfur cluster binding; chlorophyllide a oxygenase activity. Lineage: Eukaryota; Metazoa; Arthropoda; Insecta; Neuroptera; Chrysopidae. The record is from RefSeq and is a predicted model, not a curated record.
AUGGGUCACAUAAAUAGUUUAACAUUGUAUGAUUAUUUAUUAAUCAUUUGCAUUCUAUUAUUUAUAAUAUUUAUUUAUAAAUGGAUUUUAUUACCAUGUAAUAUAAUUGAAGAUCUAACAGAUGUAGGAUAUGAUGGUGGUAUAUUUAAUAAAAAUAAUAAAAAUUAUUAUAAAUUAAAUAAAAAUAAAGUAAAACGUUCAUUUUAUUUACAACAAUUAUCAGCUAAUAGAAAGAUUGGUUCAAUACCGCCUGUUUAUCCAAAUGGUUGGUAUGCAUUGUUGGAAUCAACUGACUUAAGUAAAGGUCAAGUACAAUAUGUAGCAGCUUUAGAUGAAAACUUUGCAGUAAUUCGUGAUCAUAAUAAUAAAGUAACAAUCUUAAAUGCAUAUUGUCCACAUUUGGGUGCAAACAUUGCUAUUGGUGGGGUCAUUCGUAACACUAGUACCAAUAACAAUUGUAUUGAAUGUCCAUUCCAUGGAUGGCGUUUUGAUACAACCACUGGUCAAUGUGUAUCAAUACCAUAUACAGAUAAAGUACCAGAUAAAAUGAAUAUAAAAAGAUGGCAUUGCAUUGAAGUAAAUAAUUUAAUUUAUGUUUGGUAUCAUAUUGAUAAUAUUGAACCAACAUAUUACAUUGAAUCAAAUGUUAAUAUUAAUAGUGGAAGCGAUGGUAAUGCUGGUUGGUAUUAUCGUGGUAGAAAUCAAUUAAAAGUAAAUUGUCAUAUACAAGAGAUACCAGAGAAUGGAUGUGAUAUUGCACAUUUACAAUCGAUACAUUCAUUACCAGUUAUAAAUGGUUCUAAACAUUUAAUUCUACCAUCAACAACAAAUUUAACAUUUAAUUCAUUACUAUCAUAUAUAUUAUCAUAUUUAAUUCAACAUACAUGGUCAGCUAAAUGGUUUAAACAUCCAGACCCAGCUAAAUCACAUAUAGCUGUCAUUUUAAUUGAACAAGAUUUAAAAUUAUUUAAUAAAAUAUCAUUAUUACCAUUAAAUUUAAUUGUACAUCAAAUUGGACCAUCAUAUGUUGAAUUAUUAAUAAAAAAUAAUUUGCUUGGUUCAAUAUUAAUCACACAAUGUAUAUUACCAGAAGCACCACUAAUACAGAAAGUGAUCCAUCAUGUGUACGCUAGCAAAUGGUAUUUAGCAUGGUUUGCAACAUUAUCAUUGCGUGGUGAGACCAUCAUGUUCAAACGGGAUGUAACCAUCUGGAAUCAUAAACAAUAUCUAAAUCAACCAUAUUUAGUUAAAGGCGAUGGUCCAAUCAUGCAAUAUAGACGUUGGUAUCAACAAUUCUUUACAACAAAUAGUAAAACUUAUCAACAUAUUAUUAAUAAUAAUAAU